This is a messenger RNA of Aspergillus versicolor CBS 583.65, 450 nucleotides long. Its product is annotated as calmodulin. Lineage: Eukaryota; Fungi; Ascomycota; Eurotiomycetes; Eurotiales; Aspergillaceae. Gene Ontology annotation, cellular component: central plaque of spindle pole body. The record is from RefSeq and is a predicted model, not a curated record. Gene Ontology annotation, molecular function: enzyme regulator activity; calcium ion binding. The transcript has 5 exons. The annotation marks the transcript as partial. Gene Ontology annotation, biological process: spindle pole body organization.
CAGGCCGACUCUUUGACCGAAGAACAGGUUUCCGAAUACAAGGAGGCCUUCUCCCUAUUUGACAAGGAUGGCGAUGGCCAGAUCACUACCAAGGAGCUCGGCACCGUCAUGCGCUCGCUCGGCCAAAACCCCUCGGAGUCUGAGCUUCAGGACAUGAUCAACGAAGUCGAUGCUGACAACAACGGCACUAUUGAUUUCCCGGAGUUCCUCACGAUGAUGGCUAGAAAGAUGAAGGACACCGACUCCGAGGAGGAAAUUCGGGAGGCAUUCAAGGUUUUCGACCGUGAUAACAAUGGCUUCAUCUCGGCUGCCGAGCUGCGUCACGUUAUGACCUCCAUCGGUGAGAAGCUCACUGAUGAUGAAGUCGACGAGAUGAUUCGCGAGGCGGAUCAGGACGGUGAUGGUCGGAUUGACUACAACGAAUUCGUCCAACUUAUGAUGCAAAAAUAA